CACGAGUUGAUGUGGCUGCUGCUCCUGCCACACUAACCGGACGACCGUUUCAGUGAUGGUGGGCAGAGCAGACAAGCUCGGACAACAACUGGCCUGAGGCUUAUUCCCAAUAAUUGUGAGGCUGACUCAAAUAGUUCGCUCGCUGGAGUCUCUCUUUUGGUCGACUAUCAGGCAAAAUGCGCACAUGCCUGUCUGUCUCUUCUCUGUUAAACAAAGGGACUCCUCAUUGAAUUUCGUGUUAUAUGGCAGUAUCACAAGACCUUGAUCAUCUCAACUUGAUACAAACCCGUUAAUAAGGAUCAUAUAAAUCUCAAAAUGGCAGCCAAUUCCUCCCAAGUCGUGGAAGCCUUUAUCACUGCUGUGCGGAACCUCGCUUCAGAUGACAACUACAAGACAAUUGAAGGCACAUUUGAUGAAAUUCCCCGAUUGGAAAGACUGAUUAAAUCCAAAGACGACGAACUGGAUCGUGUCAAAAGAGAGGUUACUGACCUCAAAUCCAAACAUGAGGGCCGCCUACAACAAGAGCUGGAACUGUACCGGACACAGCGCAACAAGCAAGAAGAGGAGAAAACCAAGUUGUCCGGCAAUAUCUCCACUUUGACAGCAACUAUCAAGGAGAGAGACAAGGUUGUGGCAAGGCUUAGUCAAGCACAGAGCGGACCUCGGGGACAACUUGAUCUGGUCAAGAAGUCUUUGGAGGAGGAGAAGGUGAAGGUGACAAAUGCCAAUGCGGAAAUAUCAGAGCUACAAAAAAAUAUAAAAGCAAAGGAUAUCGAGAUCGAUAAUCAGAAGGAUCGUCUCAGAGACUCGGACACUCAAGCUUCAAAGACCAACAACCAACUCCAAGCUCUCCGAGAGGAUAAUGCCACUCUACGGCAAAGCUUACAAGCAACACGGGCAAGACUUAGCGAACUCAAUGGCUUUGCAAAGGAGUUACAUGAAAAUGACGCGGAAGUAUGGAUUAUUCGACUGGACGCAAUGUGGGAAUCUGCUCGCCAAUUGGUGACAUCACACUUGAAAGAGGAUGUCCCAGAAAGUAGCCUUGUAAGUCUGGACCGUUGGAAGAAGUUUAGAGAGUCUCAAGUUCUUGAUCGUCUUCCUCUUCCGCGGUCCAAUACGCUAGCAGCAAAGCGAAUGCGUAUUGUAGCAUUGCUGGUAAUCCUCGCAAGGUGGAUUAACGAUCUCAUAUUCCAACCGAUCUAUAUCCUGGACGAUGAGGAUGACGAGGUCCGGCUACUUCUAAUUCAUAUGGCAGUAGAAAAUAGCAAGAAGGAAUCAUUUUUCCGCGCUCUCCUACUCUCUAUAGACCCUGAAGAACACGAAAAAAAGGCUUUGAAGAGGGUCGAGCAAGUUGUCAGGGAAGUUGUUUGGUAUGUUCAGGAUAUGCUCUCUGACAUCAAACGCGAAAGCUUCAAGUCUAGCCUAGAGCAGGUGGUACAGCAAGCUUGCGACGCUUGGAAGAUCGCGCAGCGCUCCAGAAAAAAGUUCGAGCCCUAUUUUGACCUAAUCCCGUCUGACAGCCGGGAAUGGCAGCCACUCAGAUUCGAGAAGAGUGGUGCCGGUGCUGGAGAACAAGACUCGACGACGCCUUCCGACGGAGAUGAGGAGCUGCUUGUGGUUUUCCCUCGCAUCUAUUCUAUAGAGGGUGGCCCUCCAGAUCCAAUCACUAACGGAGUCGUGCUAAUGAAGUCGCAAUCAAUAGCGGCGAAGGCGGAGAUAGAGAGGAGGAAGUCAUCGAGUCCCACAGUGGGAAAGACGAUGUCAAGGUCGAGGCCAAACAAACCGCGGACUCAGUCCAUUUCCUUGAAUGCCGGCAAUGGGGUUUUAUCUCAACCAACCUAGUCAAGCCUAAAUUGAGAUGGUUCAAGCGGGAGCUAAACCUCUUGGCAGCAUAACAUCGAAUGUCUUGAGACGGGUUCGUGUCACGAAGAUAGAGCACAAGACACAUGUCAAAUUGAUGCGCAUAUAAAUCUUUAAUGAAACUCAAAAAUAU
Molecule: messenger RNA, 1993 nt
Organism: Hyaloscypha bicolor E
Lineage: Eukaryota; Fungi; Ascomycota; Leotiomycetes; Helotiales; Hyaloscyphaceae
Exons: 3
Coding region: 316-1842 (508 amino acids)
Source: RefSeq, a predicted model, not a curated record